Molecule: messenger RNA, 2607 nt
Organism: Aspergillus mulundensis
Lineage: Eukaryota; Fungi; Ascomycota; Eurotiomycetes; Eurotiales; Aspergillaceae
Product: putative C6 and C2H2 transcription factor RegA-like
Exons: 6
Coding region: 1-2607 (868 amino acids)
Biological process (GO): DNA-templated transcription; regulation of DNA-templated transcription
Molecular function (GO): DNA binding; zinc ion binding; DNA-binding transcription factor activity, RNA polymerase II-specific
Source: RefSeq, a predicted model, not a curated record
AUGUUUUUGGACGUCGCUGAUCUUGAUGCUAGAGACCUGUUAAAGCGACACGCAGCAGGACACAGCCACUCGCAGGACGGAAAGCGGAAGCGGACAUCGUCAUAUUCGAAGAACGGACGGGUUUCGCAGGCUUGUAAGGCGUGCGCGACAUCGAAGCUCAAGUGUGAUGAAGAGAAGCCUUGUCGCCGAUGUCGGGACCGGAAGCUGUUUUGUGACUAUGUGGACGGGAGUGCGCAGGAUGCUGAGCAGCAGGGGUCCAACGAUGAGAACGACCAAGACGAGGAAUACUCGCCGCUUGAGUCGCAGACUUUCUCACCACCGAAUCCGGACAUCAAUGUGCAGCAGCUGGUUACGCCGGGCGUGCCGAUGGACAUCGAUUAUCUUCCGCCAAAUACUGGGCCGUCGACUAUACCAAGCUAUGAUACCCAAACCGUCUCACCCCUCGUCGACCACGAAAGCGGCGUCUUCAGCGUCGACGGGACUUUCUUUCCUGAGUUUAUCCCCGACUCGUUGGUUUCGCUGUCACGGCCCGGCGAACUCGACCCCUCCGCAUUCCCUCCCAACGACUACUAUGCCCACCGGCUCUACGACCAUGACCUCAAUUUUGACUUUGACCUGACAGAAGUCGACUUCGGCUUGAUUGACUUCUACAAUUCCCGGGGCUCUGUCAAUCCCGCCCUCCCCCAACCCGACGACGAUGGCGACGCAGACCGAGACAGCGGCAUCGCCCUCGGCGUAGAAGCAUACAGCCGGUCUUCCCUCUCGGCAUGGAAACCAGGACACAGCGACCACGCUUUUGCAGACCAGAACGACCUGUCUGUGCCAAAGUCGAUCGACAGCCCGGAAGCCAGCACAUACUCCCAGUCGAAGCAACAGAUCUUGUCAGAGCGGUUAUCACCCGGGAGUCGAGACCUUAUCUUCGGGAUGGUCCUGCAAACAAGCCAGCGUGCCAACCUGGCUAGGAUCAUGAAAUCAUUUCCCAGCACUGAAUUGCUUGACAGUCUCAUUCAAGACUUUUUCGCAUAUCAGGAGCAGCAGGUAGAUUCGUGGAUCCAUGGGCCGACUUUCCAUCCCAAUGAGGAGAACCCUGAUAUGGUUGGUAUUGUUGCUGCGGCGGCGGCAGUGCGCUCGAGUAUCCCGACAAUAAGGAAAUUAGGGUAUGCUUUGAUGGAGGUUGUGAGGUUGCAGAUGAGCUUGAAGUAUGAAAACGACAACACAACCAUCCGAGACCUCCGAGCGUCGCAGACAUAUGCUUUGACCAUUGAUAUCGGCAUAUGGAGUGGAAGUGGGAGGAGGACGGAGAUUGCAGAGAGCUUUCAGCAGCCGGUCUUGACGAUGCUCCGCCGAGGCCUUCGCUUCCGCCGCUCCGUCUACACACCUAUAGUCCCUUCGCUUGAAGAUGCCCCAUCAGUACUGGAGCAGAAAUGGCGCGACUGGACCGAACAGGAAUCCUUCAAGCGGCUAGUCCACCACCUCUUCCUCCACGACGCCCAAAGCAGCCUCAUGCUCAACAUCAACCCUCUAAUCUCCUACGCGGACCUCGAACUCCCCCUCCCAAUGACCCGCGCUCUGUGGGACGCAAAAUCAGCGUCCGAAUGGCGGGAUCUAUACAUUGCCACCGCACCCUUACAAUCCCCAUCUCCAGAACGACUACCGUCACUAGUCGACACCCUCCGCGACAUGUCCGCAUACACCGGCCGCAUCGACGCGCAACUUUCGGCAUCCGUAAUCCUGCACGGCCUCUCGGCGCUAAUAAACGAGUACCACCGCCUAAAGUUCAUAGCACAGGGAAACGGGACCUCAAAGCACUGGAACGCGCUCGUCAUCAACUCCCGGCAGCAGGAACUCGAGCAGGUCCUGCACCACUUCAAGAUGAUCAGCGUCGAUACGAAUCCCACCACCCCCAGCGCCGAGAUCCGUCUCCUCUACGAGGUGAUCUCCAUGUUCCUCUUCAUGUCCCUCGAAGACCUGCAGCUCUUCGCCGGCAAGGAAGAUCGCAACGAGGCGCGCCGCGUGUAUAACAGCGCGCUCGAGUGGAUCGGCAGCGUCGAUUCCCGCAAGGCGAUCUGGCACGCCGGGCAAGCCAUCCGCUCCGCGAGAGACAUCAUGGCGAAGCAGGGGCCAGCCAGGCUGACGGGGUUUCUGGCCGUGGGCGUAUACUAUGCGUCGUUGGCGUUCUGGUCGUAUGGCGUCGUGAGCAGAGCCUGCCGGACCAAGAACGCCGGCGCCAUUCCAAUCCCCGCCUCCGCUGGCACUACCGCUGCAGGGAACGGAGUCGGACUCAGUCCCAACUCCAAUACCAGCGGCAACUUCAACACGGAGGGCUUGGUCUUCCUGGACGGCGACGAAACCACCGACGUCCACAAGUUCAUUUCCCUUGCUCGUGGGUGUCCGGCGCUCCGGGGUCUGGGCUCGAGCUGGAACUUCAGCUUCCAGGGAACGACAUCAGGUGAUGGCCCGGCUUUAGUCUCUGACCCUGGGAGAGUCAUGGAUGUCGCGCAGAGACUUCUGAAAGGUGAUGCGCCGUUUGAGGCAUUGCCCCCGCUGGUUCAGGGGCUUUGUCAGCUUAUGCAUGGGCUGGGGAGUGCGGCGGGGGGAGGGACGUAG